This is a messenger RNA of Salvelinus sp. IW2-2015, 11865 nucleotides long. The record is from RefSeq and is a predicted model, not a curated record. Lineage: Eukaryota; Metazoa; Chordata; Actinopteri; Salmoniformes; Salmonidae.
AUGACGUUCUGCUUCUGUGCAGACGGCUUUGAGGUGGAACAGGAUGGUCGAGCCUGCAGAGAGCCUAUGAAUGAGGUAUUCCUGUUCUACGGACGAGGGAGACCCGGUGUCAUCCGAGGCCUGGACCUGAAUAGCAAGUCGGAGGCUGAGCACAUGGUACAGAUUGACAAUCUUGUAAACCCUCGGGCGAUCGGCUUCCAUGCAGAGACCAGCCACAUAUACUUUGCCGACACGACCAGCUUUCUGAUUGGCCGACAAAGACUGGAUGGGACCAAUCGAAAAACGAUCCUUAAAGAUGACCUUGAUAACGUGGAGGGGAUCUCAGUGGACUGGAUAGGGAACAACUUGUACUGGACAAAUGACGGCUACAGGAAAACAAUCAACGUUGCCAGAUUGGAGAAAGCUGCACAGACAAGGAGAACUCUGUUAGAAGGAGAUCUGUCUCACCCCAGAACGAUCGUGGUGGACCCUCUGCACAGCUGGAUGUACUGGACAGACUGGGAGGAGGAUGAGGUGAACGAUAGUGUUGGCAAGAUAGAGAAAGCCUGGAUGGAUGGAUCCCACCGGCAGGACUUUGUCACUUCAGGCAUCCUGUGGCCUAACGGACUCACUCUAGACCAUGGCUCCAGUAACAUGUACUGGUGCGACGCUUAUUAUGACCACAUAGAGAAAAUCUCCCUCGAUGGUACCCACAGAACGGUGGUGUAUAACGGCAAAGAAUUAAACCAUCCCUUUGGAAUUUCCCUGCACCAGAAUUCUGUUUUCUGGACAGAUUACAUGAACGCCUCUAUUUUCCAACUGGACUUGCAGUCAGGGCAGGUUGCUCUGAUGAGAAGCGAGAAAGCCCCUCUUUUUGGGCUGUCUGUGUACGAUGCUCAAAGGCAGCAAGGUGACAAUGCGUGUGGGGUUAAUAAUGGUGGCUGCGGUAGCCUGUGUCUGGCCAUUCCCGGUAGCAGAGUGUGUGCCUGCGCUGACAACCAGUACCUGGACACCAAUAACCUCACCUGCUCCUGGGACCAUGGGGAGCCACAGAGAUGUGGGAUUGAAGAGUUCCAGUGUAGGAACCAGCGUUGUGUCCAGGCCUCCUGGAAAUGUGAUGGGGACGAUGACUGUUUGGACGGAAGUGAUGAGGAACCGCACAUCUGCUAUAAUCGUAGUUGCCCUGCGGAUCAGUUCAAGUGUCUGAACAACCGCUGCAUCCCCAAGAGGUGGCUCUGUGACGGGACCAACGACUGUGGGAACAACGAGGACGAGUCCAACUUCACCUGCUCUGCGGGAUCAUGCCGAGCGGACCAGUUCUCCUGUGAGAACGGGAGAUGUAUCCCAGAGUCCUGGCGCUGUGACAGGGAUGACGACUGUGGGGACCACUCUGAUGAGAUCGCCUCAUGUGAUUUCGCCACAUGUGAGCCCCUCACACAGUUCAGCUGUUCCAAUGGAAGGUGUGUCAGUGUGAAAUGGCACUGUGACUCAGAUGAUGACUGUGGGGAUGGUAGUGACGAGGUGGGUUGUGUCCAUGCCUGUUCCAGUGCCCAAUUCCAGUGUGCCAGUGGGAAGUGUAUCCCUGACCACUGGGCCUGUGACGGGGACGAUGACUGUGGGGACAACAGUGACGAGAACACCACCUGCACUGGGACAGCCUCGGUAUUAGCUGAUGACUGCAGCGGAGAUGAGUUCCAUUGCCGGGACGACGGUGGCACCUGUAUCCCCGAGCGCUGGAGGUGUGACGGGGACAAGGACUGCGAGGACGGGAGUGACGAGGCAGACUGUGAAGGCACCAGCAGAAUGUGUGACCCGCACGCAAAGUUCACCUGUCAAACGUCAGGCAAGUGUAUCAGUAAGAGCUGGGUGUGUGACGGGGACUAUGACUGUGAGGAUCUGUCCGAUGAGGAAAGCUGUGCGAUAUCGCCCUGUAAACCUCCCAGAUACCCCUGUGCCAACGACACCUCUGUCUGCCUGCCUCCUGACAGCAUCUGCAACGGGAGAUACGACUGCUCUGACCAUUCUGACGAGGGACACUUCUGUGAUCCCUUUGAGGCCUUCAUCAUCUUCUCCAUCCGCCAUGAGAUCAGGAGGAUAGAUCUCCACAGGCAAGACUACAGCCUUCUAGUUCCUGGUUUGAGGAACACGAUCGCCUUAGACUUCCACUUCAAUCAGAGUCGACUCUACUGGACCGAUGUGGUUGAGGAUAAGAUAUACAGAGGGAAGCUCCUAGACUCUGCUGGUGUGACAGGGAUUGAAGUGGUGGUCCAACAUGGAUUGGCUACUCCGGAGGGUCUGGCUGUUGAUUGGAUAGCAGGGAACCUGUAUUGGAUCGACAGCAACUUAGAUCAGAUAGAGGUGGCCAAACUAAACGGGGAGCUCCGGACCACACUGAUCGCCGGAGGGAUGGAGCACCCACGAGCCAUCGCUCUGGAUCCUGAGCUGGGAAUUAUUUUCUGGACAGACUGGGAUGCCACCUUCCCUCGGAUCGAGGCUGCUUCUAUGAGCGGAGGAGGACGCCAUAUUGUCUUCAGAGACAUGGAGAUAGGAGCCUGGCCUAAUGGUCUUACUCUGGACCUUAUGGAGAAGAGGGUCGUGUGGACCGAUGCCAGGUCUGAUGCCAUAUUCUCUGCUCUGUACGAUGGGACUGGUGUGAUAGAGAUUCUGAAAGGACAUGAGUACCUGUCACAUCCCUUCGCUGUCUGUCUCUACGGAGGUAGUGUCUACUGGACUGACUGGAGGACCAACACUCUGGCUAGGGCUAACAAGUGGACAGGGGCCAAUGUGACAGUCAUCCAGAAAACCAGCGCCCAGCCAUUUGACCUUCAGAUAUACCAUCCCAGCAGACAACCACAAGCCUCAAAUCCCUGCGAGGCGAAUGGCGGCCGUGGACCCUGCUCCCAUCUGUGCCUUAUCAACUACAACCGCACCGCGUCCUGUGCCUGCCCGCACCUCAUGAAGAUAUCUGCAGACAACUUUACCUGCUUCACACUGAAGAGAUUCCUCCUGUAUGUGAGGCGAACCGAGAUCCGUGGCGUGGACAUUGACAACCCUUACCUGAACCUGAUCACAGCCCUGACGGUCCCAGACAUAGAUGAGGUCACAGCAGUGGACUACGACGCAUCAGAGGAACGAAUCUACUGGGCUGACGUCAAAACACAAACCAUCAAACGGUCCUCCAUCAACAGAAUCCGCAAUAAGACGAUCAAUAUCCAGGAGGAAUCUCUGUCAGGAGAACAAUGGUGGCUGCUCUCAGCUCUGCUUCCCAACAUCAGAGAGCACACGGAGCUGUUCCUGUGCCGCAUAGGGUCUUUCCUGAUGUACUCAGUUCACGAGGGCAUCAGGGGGAUAUCCCUGGAUCCCAGUGAUAACAGUGAAGCCUUGAUGCCGGUGACAGGCUCAGUGAUGGCUGUGGGGAUUGACUUCCAUGCUGGAAAUGACACGUUAUAUUGGACAGACAUGGGCUUGAACAGAAUAUCCAGAGCCAAGCGAGAUCAGACGUGGAGAGAGGACAUUGUCACUAGUGGUAUCGGCCGCGUGGAGGGGAUUGCAGUGGACUGGAUUGCAGGUAAUAUCUAUUGGACGGACCAUGACUUCAACAUCAUCGAGGUUGCUCGACUCAGUGGCUUGUACCGAGCCGUGGUGAUAGCUGAAGGACUUGACCAGCCCAAAUCCAUUGCUGUGCACCCGGUGAAAGGGUUUCUGUUCUGGACAGAAUGGGGCCAAAGCCCCUGCAUCGGUCGGGCCCGGCUGGACGGAUCAGACCAAGUUAUUCUGGUCAACUCUGGAAUAGUAUGGCCCAACGGGAUCUCCAUAGACUAUGAGGAAAAUAAAUUAUAUUGGUGCGACGCCCGCGCCGACAAAAUAGAGCGGAUCAGCCUUGAGAGCGGAGAGGACCGGGAGAUAGUACUGUCAUCCUCAGCCAGCAACGCAGCGGAUCUGUUUUCAAUGGCCGUCUAUGGGCCUUACAUAUACUGGGCUGACAGGGCUCAUGCCAAUGGCUCCAUUCGCCGAGGUGUCAAGAGUUAUGCAAUGGAGGGAGCCAUGACUCUGAGGAGUGGCCUGGGAGUCAACUUGAACGAUGUCAAAGUCUUUAACCGAGGACGGGAGAAAGGAACCAACCCGUGCGGCCAAAACAACGGAGGCUGCCAUCAGCUGUGUUUCCACCAGGGCAGUGGGAGGAGGACAUGUUCCUGUGCUCACGGCUACCUGGCGAAAGACGGUCUCAGCUGUCACCAGUACGAUGGCUACCUUCUCUACUCUGAGAGGUCGAUCCUGAGGAGCAUCCACCUAUCAGACGACAGCGACCUCAACUCUCCCAUCAGGCCCUAUGAGAACCCUGCCUACUUCAAAAAUGUGAUAGCGCUGGCCUUUCAUCACCAACAACAGGACUCUGGAGGCACCAACCGGAUUUUCUAUAGUGACGUUCACUUUGGGAAUAUACAGGUUGUCAAUGACGACUGGACUGGACGGAGAGUGAUCGUUGAGAAUGUGGGGUCAGUGGAGGGCAUAGCGUACCAUGGAGCCUGGGACUCGCUUUAUUGGACCAGCUCCACCACAGCCACCGUCAGCAGGCACAGCCUGGACCAGAGCCUCCCCGGGGCCUUCACCAGAGAGGCUGUGGUCACACUGGCAGAGGACGACCACCCGCAUAACCUGGCUCUGGAGGAGUGUCAGAACCUGAUGUUCUGGACUAACUGGAAUGAACUGCACCCCAGCAUUAUGAGAUCCACCCUGUCAGGAAACAAUAUCCAGAGUGUCGUCACCACAGACAUCCUCACACCUAAUGGACUCACCAUCGACCACACCGCCGAGAAACUCUUCUUCUCCGAUGGCAGUCUGGGAAAGAUUGAACGAUGUGAAUACGAUGGCUCACACAGAUAUGUGAUUGUGAAGUCAGGUCCAGGAACCUUCUUUGGCCUGGCAAUCUAUGGGAACUUCCUGUUCUGGUCUGAUUGGGUACGGAGAGCGGUGGUACGCUCCAAUAAGUACACAGGUGGCGACAUCAAGGUCCUCAGAGCCGACAUCCCCAACCAGCCAAUGGGAAUUGUUGCAGUUUCCAACAACACCAACAAUUGUGAACUGUCCCCUUGCACAGUGCUGAACGGUGGAUGUCAUGACCUUUGUCUUGUGACCCCUCACGGCACAGUCAACUGUAGCUGCAGAGGAGAGAGACUACUGCUGGAAGAUAACAGAUGUGUAUCUGAGAACUCCUCCUGCAACAUCCACACUGAGUUUGAGUGUGGGAACGGGGAGUGUAUCGACUAUCAGCUGACAUGUGACGGAAUAGCACACUGCAAAGACAAGUCGGAUGAGAAAAUGCAAUACUGUGAUAACAGAAACUGCAGACGGGGCUUCAAGAGCUGCUAUAACCAGCGCUGUGUGGCCAAUAGGCGGGUUUGUGACGGGGUCAACGACUGUGGAGAUAAUUCCGACGAGGUUUAUUGUAACAAUUCCACAUGCGCUGCCUCAGACUGGCGUUGUCUGAAUGGGGUUUGUGUUCCGGCCUCGGCCCGCUGCGAUCAGAUCAUCGACUGUCUCGACGCCUCAGAUGAGAAGAACUGCAGCAACACAGGCUGCUUGGAUUACUACAUGCUGGGGGUGAAGGAGACAGUGUUCGUCAGCUGCAACUCUACCUCCCUCUGUGUCCAACCCUCCUGGAUAUGUGAUGGUGCCAACGACUGUGGGGAUUAUGCAGAUGAAACCAACUGCCGAACUCCUUCCCUCAGAAAGAGAUGUGAGGAAGGCCAUUUUGCUUGCCCAAGUGGGAACUGCAUCCACGCUGUCUGGCUGUGUGACGGAGUGAAAGACUGUGAAGACGGAGCAGAUGAAUUCCAGUGUGACUUGUCCUGCCUGUGGAACCAGUUUGCCUGCUCUAAGAACAAGUGCAUAGCCAAGCAGUGGCUUUGUGACGGAGAGGACGACUGUGGGGAUGGAUUGGACGAGAGCGCAGAGAUCUGUGGUACGGCUACCUGUGGCCCAGGGUUGUUUAGUUGCCCAGAGUCGUACGCCUGCGUCCCCAAACACUGGCUUUGUGAUGGGGAGAGGGACUGUCCAGAUGGGAGUGAUGAGCUCUCUGCUGCUGGCUGUGCCCCCAACAACACGUGCAUGGAGACAAUGUUCCAGUGUCGUAAUCAGGUCUGCAUCCCACAGCGGUUCGCUUGUGACCGUGAUGAUGACUGUGGAGACGGCUCCGAUGAGACCCCGGAGUGUAAGUACGGGUCCUGCAGUCUGGGGGAGUUCCGCUGCACAGAUGGCCGCUGUUUACCCAGAGUCCAGUGGGAGUGUGACGGCCAUCCCGACUGUCUCGACCAAUCAGACGAGCUGCCACACAACCCCAAGUGUUCGGCUGCAGAAAGCUUGUGCAACGGCUCUUUCUUCAUGUGUGUCAACGGCCGCUGUGUCUCGCUGGCCAGCCUGUGUAACAGGAGGGACGACUGUGGGGACGCGUCAGACGAGAGGACCUGUCACGUCAAUGAGUGUCUGAACCGUCGUAGUGGAUGCACACAGGACUGUGAAAACCUAGCUGUGGGCUACAAGUGCAAGUGUUGGCCGGGAUUUCGCUUGAAGAACGAUGGCCAAACAUGUGUUGACAUUGACGAGUGUUCAUGACUUCCCUGUAGCCAGCUCUGCGUCAACACAUACGGAUCUUACAAGUGUCUGUGUGCAGACGGCUAUGAGGCGCCAGCUAAGAACUCACACAGCUGCAGGUCUCUCUCAGCUGAAGAGCCCUUCCUGAUUCUGGCCGACCAUCAUGACAUCAGGAAAAUAAGCACGGAUGGAUCCAAUUACACUCCUUUAAAACAGGGCCUCAGUAACAUUAUAGCAGUGGACUUUGACUACAGGAAGGAGUUGAUUUACUGGAUAGACUCGAGCUCUCCUGCCCUAAACCAACGGAGGAUAAACAGAAUGCGACUGAAUGGGAGCGACCUGAAGGUAAUCCACAGGACGUCCACCCCCAGUGCUCUAGCCGUGGACUGGAUAGGUAAGAACCUGUACUGGUGCGACAUAAGGAAGAAGAGUCUGGAGGUGUCCAAGGCUAACGGACUCUAUCCUGUGGUACUGGUCAGCACUGGUCUGGACAACCCUACUGACCUGGCUCUGGAUGCAGACACUGGUUAUGUGUUCUGGAUCGACAGUGGAGAGCAUCCCCAUAUUGGGAGGAUAGGUUUGGACGGCAGCAGCCGGACGGUGAUCAGCGACACAGACAUGUUCAGCCCUGCAGCUCUCGCCAUCGACUACACAGCAAAAAGACUUUACUGGGCUGACUCGCAUCAAAUUCUCUUCUCAAACAUGGACGGUUCAAAAAGACACAAAGUGCCUAGUCGAGACAUCCGGGAGGUGACGGCGCUGACUCUGUUUGAGGAUGUCAUCUAUUGGACGGAUGAGAAGUCCAAGUCGCUGAACCGGGCCCACAAGACCUCCGGGGCUCAGGGAGCAGAGCUGCUCAGAUACUGGAGAGCCAUCCACAACAUCAAGGUUUACCACCCUCUCCGCCAACCCGACGUGCCCAAACACCAGUGUCAAGGUGACUAACGGAGGCUGCAGCCCACCUGUGUCUCCUCUCCCCCGGGGGAGGUAUAGGUGUUGGCCUGCCCCACCCACUUCUACCUGGCUGCAGACAACAAGACCUGCCUUUCCAACUGCACAGCCAGCCAGUUCCGCUGUGGGACAGAUGAGUGCAUCCCCUUCUGGUGGAAGUGUGACACGGUGGACGACUGUGGGGACGGGUCGGACGAGCCUCCAGACUGCCCUGAGUUUAAAUGCCAGCCAGGGAGGUUCCAGUGUGGGACUGGUCUCUGUGCUCUGCCUCCGUUUAUCUGUGAUGGGGAGAACGACUGCGGGGACAACUCUGAUGAAGCCAACUGUGAAUCCUACAUCUGUCUAUCUGGACAGUUCAAAUGCAGGAAGCGUCAGAAGUGCGUCCCACUGAACCUGCGCUGUAACGGACAGGACGACUGUGGAGACGGAGAGGACGAGACAGACUGCCCUGAGAGUACCUGUUCUGCCAACCAGUUCCAGUGUAAGAGCUCCAUGCACUGUAUCUCAGCCCUGUGGGUGUGUGACGAGGACCCGGACUGUGCUGAUGGAUCGGACGAGGCCAACUGUGAUGAGAAGACAUGCGGUCCUCAUGAGUACCGGUGCCAGAACAACAACUGUGUCCCGGAACACUGGAGGUGUGAUGGACAGAGUGACUGCGGAGACAACUCAGACGAACAGAACUGCAAGCCAGCSACCUGCCCCUCCAGGGACUUUGUGUGUGACAACGGAGAGUGCAUCUCUGCUCGUUUCCGUUGUGACGGUGACAGUGACUGUGCUGAUAGCUCUGAUGAAAAAGGCUGUGAGACGCGCUCGUGCCCUGCGGACCAGUUCCAGUGUCUCAAUCACCUCUGCAUCUCCAACAAGUGGCUCUGUGACGGCCGGGAGGACUGUAAGAUGGGGGAGGACGAGAGGAACUGUCAAGGACCUGCGGUCCUUCCGUCCUGCGCCCUGAGUGAGUAUGAGUGUGUCGGGGGAGGCUGUGUGUCGGCCCGCCUGAGGUGUGAUGGCCAGAGAGACUGCCCAGAUGGAUCUGAUGAGGUAGACUGUGUGAGGGAGUGCAGGGAGGAUGAGUUCCUGUGCCUGAACCGAGCUCACUGCAUCCCCAGCCGCUGGCACUGUGAUGCCCUGCCUGACUGUGUGGAUCACAGUGAUGAGCAUAACUGUGUCCAGGCAGCCCACUCUUGCCGUGCGGAUGAGUUUAUCUGUACCAACACACUGUGUAAGCUUUACAUCUGGGUGUGUGAUGGAGAAGAUGACUGCGGAGAUAACUCUGAUGAAGACUCUGCCAUGUGUGCUAAACUGCCGUGUCCACCGAGCAGACCCUACCGCUGUAGGAACGACAGGGUGUGUCUGCGCUCGGAGCAGGUGUGCAACGGAAUCGACGACUGUGGGGACAACUCCGAUGAAGACGAUUGUGAAGACGUGAUGCAGACCCCAAGGCCCUGUGGUAAGGUGGAGUUCACCUGCAGUAACCAUCGCUGCGUCGCGCAGGAGCUGCAGUGUGACCUGUUCGAUGACUGUGGAGACGGGGGCUCGGAUGAACUCGACUGUAAAGUGGUUUCCAAGGCAGAGGUAUGUGGAGAGAGAGUGGGUCUAUGUGGAGAUGACGCGUUCUGCAAUAACACAGGAACAGAUUCACUCUGUCAGUGCAAGGCUGGCUUUCAGAGGAGCCAGACGACGAGGCAAUGUGAAGAGAUCAAUGAAUGCCUUCAGUUUGGCAUGUGCUCUCACUACUGCACCAAUACCAAAGGAUCCUUCAAAUGCACAUGUGACCGUAACUUUAAAGAAAUCGACGGUGAAUGUAUAACCAAAGGACCAGAGGAUCAGGUGCUCUACGUGGCUAAUGACACUGAAAUCCGAAGUUUUGUCUAUCCGUUUAAGCAGAGCCACGGACAGAAACUGCAUGCUCGCAUUGAGGACAAUGCUAAAAUCAUUGGGAUGGACGCUCUCUUUCACCGACACAAGUUUGUCUGGGCCACACAGUUUAACCCUGGUGGAAUGUUUUACAAAGACAUCGUAGACAGAAGUCACACCAAGUCAAAUAGCGGAAUCAUAUGUCCUGACUUCAGAAGGCCCAGGGAUAUAUCUGCAGAUUGGGUGACUGGCAACGUCUACUGGACAGACCACUCCAGGAUGCAUUGGUUCAGCUACUACAACGCCCACUGGAGGAGGCUCAGAUAUUCCAUCAARGUGGGCCAGCUGGCAGGGCCAAACUGCUCUCGUCUCAUCACAGACAUCGCCGGGGAGCCUUACUCUAUCACUGUUAACCCAGCUCGAGGGAUGAUGUACUGGACAGUGGUAGGAGACCACUCCCACAUCGAGGAGGCUGCCAUGGAUGGGUCUAUGAGGAGAAUCUUAGUGGAGAAGAACCUCAGGAGACCCAGUGGACUUGCCAUUGAUUAUUUCAACCAGCGUUUGUACUGGGCUGAUACAGAGUUGUCUGUGAUCGGGAGCGUUCGAUUCGAUGGAUCGGACUCUGUGGUGGCGGUGAGCAGUGCUCAUGGUCUUUCCCAGCCUGUAAGGAUUGAUAUCUUUGAGGACUAUAUCUAUGGGAUCGGGAUGAGGAAUGAUGUCUUCCGGGUCCAUAAGUACGGAAAACAGCCAAUGGAACGACUCCAUCUGGGAGUAGAGAGACCCUCCAUUAUCUUGGUCCUCCACCGAUUCAAACAGCAAGACGUGUCCAAUCCGUGCCUAAGGAUGGGCUGUGAUUUCCUGUGUCUGCUCAACCCUGCCGGAGCCAGCUGUUUCUGUCCUGAGGGGACCACGCUAAUCAACAGGACCUGUAGGGACACCAACACAUCAGGAGCGCUGUGUCGCCCCGCCUGCGAGAACGGAGGGCGAUGCAUCACCAACGAGAAGGGGGAGCUGCGGUGCUACUGCUGGCCAAAUUUCUCCGGGGAGCGCUGUGAAGUGAACCACUGUAAAGACUACUGUAGAGCUGGGGGCACAUGCCUCAGGCCUUCCAUAGAUAUCUGCCAUCACUACUGUACCAAUUCGAAGGCUUGUACUCUGUCAAGCAAGAGCCACGUGGAGUGUGUGUGCUCAACCAGAUACGAGGGAGUGAAGUGUGAAGUGGACAGAUGUCUCCAGUGUCGAGGGGCACCGUGUACUGUCAACCCGGAGACGGACAACGUGUCCUGCAACUGCAGUAACGGCAGAGUGGCAGCCACCUGUCAGCUGUGUGAUGGAUACUGUUACAACGGAGGAACCUGUCGCCAGGACCCUGAGACCAGUCUGCCGUUCUGCCAGUGUCCAGCUGAUUGGUCAGGUACACAGUGUGAGAGACUUACCCCCAAGACCAGUCUGUCUGGCAACAUCAGCGUGGGAAGCAUGGCCAUCAUUGUCCCACUGGUUCUGCUUGUGGUUCUCAUCACUACCAUGGCCUUGGGGGUUUUCAUAUGCAAGAGGAAGCAAAGGGGGAAAAUAGUCCAGCGGCAGCCCAUGGCGAAUGGUGGGCUAAACGUAGAGAUCGGUAACCCCUCGUACAACAUGUAUGAGGUGGACCACGACAAUCACUCUGAUGCUGGGAAUCACCUUCAGCCAAGCUUCACCCUGGACCCACACAAGGGUUGGUGUGUUGGUGUGAGGUCUAGUCACCUGCACACUCUGUCAGUUCACCCUGACGGAGUUCGUCAUCUCCCGAAGGAGAUCCUUCCUGGACAGGCCAUGAACUACUCCAACCCAGUAUACGCUAAGUUAUACCUUGAUCAGGGACAGAACUGUCGAACGCCCGUCAUCAACAUUGAAGAGAGAAGAGAGCCACUCCCAAAGAAACUGGAGGCAACUAUACGAGAGACAGUUGCAUAGCCUUUUACAGUACGCUAUUGGUAUAAUAUUUUAUAUGAGCUGUAUAAAUGUACAAAAUGAAAAGGAGGAUUUUUAUAUGUCCAUAUCACACUAGAAUUGUCUGUUUUCAUGUCAUGUCUGAGGCAGCAUCAGGCAACACUGCGAUGUGUAUCUUUUGCAUUGCACUGAAAAACAGCACCUGAAAAUGACCUUCCUUUCAACACUUUCCUUCAACUGAAGUAGUCCCUGCUAUGAGGCUUUGAGCUCGCAACUGUUACCAGCCGAUCACUAAUCAAUCGCUAAUCAAUGUGUCGCAAGGAUAGGACAACAACAAAAAAGUGUACUAUGGUGUCACAGCCUACAUUCAUGUAUACGGUAUAUACCUUCUCAAAUGACGAUAAAAGAUGUAACAGAAGUUUUAUAAUUUUAUAUAUGAUUUAUAUAUGUCCAGUUUGGCUUGGAUUUUCUGACAAGAUAUUACGUGUAGUACUUUUAUACAAAACUGUACAGUGCAUCGCUAUGUAAUAAAUGGGGGGUUCUCUUGACCUUUCAAGUAUA